AGAAAUAUAACGUGGCAAUGGUUGCCAUUGAUAUUGACUGAACGUUUGCAAGGUAAUAAUGAUCAUGAUAUUGACAUUGGUGAUGAUAGAAUGUAUAUUUACGAUGAAGAUUAUGACAUGUUAGGUGUUGAUGAUGUUGAUGACAAAGAGGAGGAUUUGAUAGAUGAUAAAGAUGUCGUGUAG
Molecule: messenger RNA, 183 nt
Organism: Entrophospora candida
Lineage: Eukaryota; Fungi; Glomeromycota; Glomeromycetes; Entrophosporales; Entrophosporaceae
Source: the annotation of a GenBank genome assembly